AUGUUUCUGCGUGAUGUGUCAAUACGUGCUGUAGAUGGAAUUCGCUCGUCUUCUUGUUACAAGAGACCUCAGAUAUGCCACUUUAGCGGCAAGGCUUUCGGACGACGUUUACGUGAACGCAGCUUUACUGUUCUCGUGGAAGCUCUACGGAGCUCAUACCAACUGAACUUGAGCGAUCACGGGCUUGAAAAUUGUGGAGAUGCAUGGUUGGUCGGGAUGGAGAUUACCUGGGCUUUCGUAGGAGUAUCCUUAGAGAGUCUUCGCAUUCUGACGAUCGCCUGUCGAGAAUUCACAUCAUUUCAUAUCGUCGGGGAGCCAGGCUAUAUUGUGCAUCUCGUCGUUAUGAUGACCUCCCGGAGGAAUGAGAUCGCUGUUGGGAAAGGGGCGUCUUGGUCGAUGGUGAGCAGGUCUCUGGGACACGAAUGUUUUCCACUUUUCAAAGGGCUAGACCUGGCUGCAACAUCGAUCUUUCCCCUCAGACGCAUAGAGAAAACCGGUAAGACCACCUAUACUUCAAAUCCCUCCCGGUAUAUACGCGCUUCGGUUGGAACUCGAAUCGAUCCUGAGAUGACGCCUUCAUUGCUCAUCUAA
This is a messenger RNA of Guyanagaster necrorhizus, 591 nucleotides long. RefSeq lists its product as uncharacterized. Bases 1 to 591 code for a protein of 196 amino acids. NCBI's taxonomy places the organism in Eukaryota, Fungi, Basidiomycota, Agaricomycetes, Agaricales, Physalacriaceae. The record is from RefSeq and is a predicted model, not a curated record. The transcript has 6 exons.